AUGAGCCGAACCGAGGGGGCGGAACCCGUGGGUCCGCCGGAUGAGUGUCGGAUCUGCUACGACCGCUACGACACCCGCGGCCGCAAACCCAAACUACUGGCCUGUCUGCACCGGGUGUGCGCCAAGUGUCUCAAGAGGAUGCUGGAUGUGGGCCAGUCGUCGCCGUGCGUUGUCACCUGUCCUUUCUGUCGUGGCAAGACCAGCGUACCACCGGAAGAGGUGUGGGGGACAGAGGACGAGCGCCGCCUCUUGGCAGUUUUGUCACGUCGGGAUCGAGGAGGGCGGCGCGGUGACAACGUGGAACCGGGUCUCGGGGACGUUCUGCCAGAUGGCGCCAGGCCUCCUUCCGACGGCCUGCUGAUCACGGUGGCGGAGCUACCGGCAGAGUGGCCCUCUCCAGACUCCCCGGACGGUCUAAAUGCCGUGGCGCUCUACCGCCGGGCUGGCCGAGACUCUCUCGCCGUUCCCCGCAAGUGCGAUUCCUGGACACGCAGCCGCGUCCCCCGCUGCCUGCUGGGGACGCUGUGUCUGGUGUACUUCGGCUCCCUGCCGGUGGGCCUCUACCUCCUGAUGCUGGCGCACACGUGGGCUGGUGUCCUUCUGGUCAGCCUGGUCCCGUCCACGCUGAUCCUGCUGGUUCUGUAUGGCUGCUGCGAGUGCUUGUCUCACCAGCUACUGGAGGCGCUCGCCGCUCGUCGCCGCAACGACGACGGCGCCGUUGCGAUCGCGUCGGUCGAUGAUGACUAG
Molecule: messenger RNA, 747 nt
Organism: Nerophis lumbriciformis (worm pipefish)
Lineage: Eukaryota; Metazoa; Chordata; Actinopteri; Syngnathiformes; Syngnathidae
Source: RefSeq, a predicted model, not a curated record